AAUGAGCAAACACAGGAAAAUAAGCAGGUUAAUGGGCCGAGCCCAAAAAACCUGUUAAGAAAAAAGAAAAAGCUAUAAAUAGGAUCCAAAUUAGUGUUAGGGUUUUAGAUUAGGGUUCUUAUCAUUCGACGGAGCAGUCUAGCAUCUCAGCGAAGCGAAAAUGCCGUCACAUAAGACCUUCAUAAUCAAGAAGAAAUUGGCGAAGAAGAUGAGGCAGAACAGGCCUAUCCCUUACUGGAUCCGGAUGAGGACCGACAACACCAUCAGGUACAACGCUAAGCGUCGUCACUGGCGCCGCACCAAGCUUGGAUUCUGAGGUUUUUGCUUUGAUGCGAUAGAAUUCAUUAGUUUUUUUUGUUCUCUUUUUAAUUUGAGAUACAGUUUUUGUUAUGAAUUGUAAUGCCAUAUUUUGGAUUUUAUUUGUAGUCAAUUAAUGGUGUCAACACCUUUUUUAAAUCAAUUGGGAUUCUUUGCACUCUUA
Lathyrus oleraceus (garden pea) is the source of this 481-nucleotide messenger RNA. RefSeq names its product 60S ribosomal protein L39. Gene Ontology annotation, biological process: translation. The coding region runs from base 161 to 316 and encodes 51 amino acids. The record is from RefSeq and is a predicted model, not a curated record. Gene Ontology annotation, cellular component: cytosolic large ribosomal subunit; ribosome. Lineage: Eukaryota; Viridiplantae; Streptophyta; Magnoliopsida; Fabales; Fabaceae. Gene Ontology annotation, molecular function: structural constituent of ribosome. The transcript has 3 exons.